Messenger RNA from Paramormyrops kingsleyae, 2230 nucleotides. The record is from RefSeq and is a predicted model, not a curated record. NCBI's taxonomy places the organism in Eukaryota, Metazoa, Chordata, Actinopteri, Osteoglossiformes, Mormyridae.
UGCACCGGCAGAAAGCGCGACGCAAAGUGUUUUUGCUGGUUUCCUAGUUUUAUACCAGCGCAUUCCUCAUUUACACUUAUUAUAUUAUAUAAUUGUCUUGCAGUGUCUCGUUUUAUCUCGCACGACUGUAUGUCGUAUAUUGUACGUUCUCCGUUUCCAGUUUCUAUUUCGAAGAAAAGGCCUGUAGUCCUGAUAUUAUCGGGUAUUCAUAGUGUUAUAUGUAGUAAAUAAACAGAUAAUGUAUUUCCGGGCUCUCACUUUAACUACCCUUGUGUGCUGUAUCGGAGAUCUUUGUGAUGGGAGGGAGGUGGUCUUUGGAAAAGUAGGAGGAGAAGUUAAACUGAAGCCCACUGUGAACCAGCCCAUCUUCAGCAUCACAUGGAAAAGUGGCCUGAACAAAGCAGCAGAGUGGGAAACAGGUCAAUCAACGCCUGAUUAUUAUACCAUAUGUAAACCCAGACCAAGGUGUCAACUGAAUACUGCAACUGGGGAGCUUAAAAUUAUGCAUUUAACGCUGAAUGAAAAACUGGAUUUAUCUGCUGAGAUCAAUGGAAUGGCAGCUCAGUCAUUUUUUACAGUGAUUGCACUUGAACCAGUGUCCAAACCCAGUGUCAAGAAAAUCUGCGAAAAUACCCAGUGUACUUUGGUCUGUGAGGGAACGGACACCACAUAUACCAAGUACUCCUGGAAGAAGAACAAUGAGAUGGUAGCAAAUGUUGCCACAACACUCCAUGUUCAGAAGAGUGACAAGCUGGAUAAAAGCUACACAUGUGUGUUCAGCAACCCUGUGAGUAUGAUGGAGGUCACUGUGAAGGAAGUGGAUUUAUUUCCAGGUGGCUCCAGCGGUGGGCUCAUCGCAGGUGUCGUUUCAACAAUAAUUUUCGUAGCAGCUUUCAUGACACUAUGCAUGACCACCUGAAGAGGAACCGCACAGGCGCUGUUCAGGAUGAUGGCCGGACCGCUACAGUAGACAAAACCACCCUCAGUGCAGUCAAUUCAUGUUCAUUAAAUUAACAUUAGAACAGAGAGCUUUUUAAUAUCUUUUGUAGCUGCUAAAUACUUAUUAAAGCCAUAUAGUUGUCUGCCUGUUACGUUAGAAUCUUCAUUGAAUAAGUGUUUGUAAAAAUGAGUGUUACGUGCCGUAAGUUUGGGUCACGUGCAGUAAGGGAUAUGUGCCGUAAGUUUCAGGUACGUGCCGUAAGUUCAGGAGGAUGCCUACAGGUUCUUCGGACGUCCUGCCCACUCGCCAAUUGGUCAACUGCUUCCUCGACUCCGCCCUCUGGACCUGACUCCGCCUCCCUUGCCUUCGGAGCAGUUUCCGGUUCGUCGGCUGAAGAGAUUGCCGCUUUGUCCCUUCUUCGGCCCGCUAUUUGCUUCACGCCUGCUAGCUCGCUCUUCGUUCGCUUUGCUUUUUGUAUGACUGCUUGUGUAUGAGCUUCCGGGAUAGGCUCCGGACCCCCCGCAACCCAGUAGGAUACGCGGGUUGGACAAUGGAUGGAUGGAUGGAUGGAUGCUUGUGUAUGAAUGUUUUGUUCUUGACUUCCGAUUUUCGCCUCAUCCCUUAUUGUACCUUCGCCCUGGUUUUGACUGUUUGCUUGGUUUUGAACACUUUAUAAUACUGUUCCGUAGUUAACAGGUAAAUAUGCAAGAAGUAAGCAGCAACAAAGGAGUAGUGCUUCAUUAACACCUAAAUUGGUAUUAUUAACUACUAAGGAAUGAUGUACUGUACAUGCAUGCAUCUGCUCACUAUCUACGCAUGUUAGAUAGUGUAUAUCAUGGAGCACUGAGGUUUAUUUCAAACAGCGGUUCUCUAACUCAUCACUGUGUGCUUUAUGCCAAAGUAAAUUGGUCUUCAUUACAAUUUCCUUCCUACUUAUCCUCACUCCUGACCUGGAAGCAAGGACAUCAUAAUCUUCGCUCGAUGGACUUUCAACAUCUGGUUGUUCCUAAAGUAAGAACUGAACUGGGAAAGAAAGCCUUCAGGUUUUCAGCACCUUACACAUGGAACAGACUUCAAGCUGAACUCCGUCUGCACAACUUAAUACCCCAGAAGGAAUUUAAAACUCUUGUAAAGACUCUGGAGACUAGGUUGUCUGUAUGUAAAUGUAUAUUCUGAUUAUGUUUUUGUAAUAUUAAGUAAGACUCUGCACUAACACUGUGUUGCUGCUACCUUGGCCAGGUCUUCCUUGAAAAAGAGAUCUGUGAUCUUAAUGGGACAAACCUGGUUGAA